CUGGAACGACGAGUCAAGAAAGAGGAAAACAUUGAGAGGUACAAAAUAAAAACAACAUCAAUGUCAGUCGAACAAACUCCAGUGUGAACUGCGUCCAUAUUUCUAUUACUGUACGAUAGACAGAAGAAAAAAAUUCAUUGCAUUUUUUCGUCGAAGACAAAAUUCUCGGUUGGUGCACACUAUAGACGAUUGCUAUUGGCAGAAAAGUAUUUAUUACGGAUAAAACAAUAGAAUGGGAGCCGUUUUGGGCCUCGCAUCAGUUGCACAGCUGGCUUGUUGUUGUACCGGCACUGCUUGUUCGUUGUGCUGUGCAGCAUGUCCGUCAUGCCGAAAUUCCACAUCCACACGAUUGAUGUAUGCAAUUAUGUUGCUCAUCGGAGCAAUCAUCUCUGGCAUAGCUCUAGCGCCCGGGCUGCAAGAUUGGUUGAAAAAAGUCCCGUUUUGCGCCAAUUCCACGUCAACCUCAUCACAUUUUAUACCCAGUGAAGUGACGGCCGACUGUUCGGUGGCUGUUGGAUAUUUGGCCGUUUAUCGUAUCUGCUUUGCGUUUGCUUGCUUCUUUGCUCUGAUGGCGGUUAUAAUGAUCGGUGCACAAUCAUCACGUGAUGCACGGGCUGGCAUUCAAAACGGUUUCUGGGGCAUUAAAUAUUUGAUUGUAAUUGCAAUUGCGGUUGGAGCCUUUUUCAUUCCGAAUGGCGAAUUUGGUACAAUCUGGAUGUCGAUUGGGCUGAUCGGUGGCGUCAUAUUUAUUCUCGUUCAACUUGUGCUAUUGGUCGAUUUUGCACACAGUUGGGCCGAGACUUGGGUUGCCAAUUACGAGGAAAAUGAGUCACGUGGUUGGUACUGUGCUCUGUUAUCCGCUACUGCCAUUCAGUAUGUUGUAGCAAUUACUGGCAUUGCACUGUUGUACACCUAUUACAACUGCGGUGUUAACAUAGCAUUGAUUUCGCUCAAUUUAGUACUUUGCCUAUGUGUUAGCAUCCUCUCGAUUAUGCCCCAGGUGCAAGAACGUAUUUCACGAUCGGGACUGCUUCAAAGUUCCGUUGUCACAUUGUAUGUCGUUUACUUGACAUGGUCGGCUCUCUCUAACAAUCCCAACGAAAAAUGCCAUUCGGAAAUUUUCCCAUCUGGAGGUAGCAGCAAGAUUACAAUUGACAAAACCAGCAUCGUUGGUAUGAUAAUUUGGAUGGUUUGCUUGCUCUACAGUUCAUUAAAAUCGGCAUCGAAGGUGUCGGAGCUAACAGUGCCCGAUGUUGAAAAGCAAGUAUUAACAGCCAAAGAAAGUGGAGAGUCUCACAAACCGAUCGAUUCAGGUGACAAUGGCGCUAAAGUUUAUGAUAAUGAGGAGAAUGGAGUCGCUUAUUCUUGGUCAUUGUUCCAUGUCGUAUUCGUUGCUGCCACACUCUACAUUAUGAUGACGCUUACCAAUUGGUACCAGCCAAAUUCCAAACUCGAGACAUUGAACACGAAUGCAGCUUCAAUGUGGAUUAAAAUCGUUUCCAGCUGGGCAUGUGUUGGCCUGUACGGAUGGUCAUUGAUCGCACCAAUCGUAUUAACAGAUCGUAUCUUCGAAUAAAGUACUGAAUAUUUGAGAUUAUGAACAAAUGCUAUACCAUUUUUUUUAUGCUUAAAUCGCAUACAUUACACUAAAUAUACAGCUUAAAACGAUCACCAUAGAACAGUUUAACCAAAAUGAAACUGAAUGUAUGUCAUUAUUGGAAAUUAAGAAAUGGAUUUUUUUUAGUUGAACUUAUUCAAUUCAAUUUAUUAUUAUAAGCAUUACAAUCAAUGUUUUGACAUAAGUAGGGAGAACAGAAAAAAAGAACGAUCUAAAAAGUCACACUUAAUGUACUUUUCAUUUAUUUGUAAACCUUCUAAUAAAGUUAAGUGUGAACCAUA
Messenger RNA from Sitodiplosis mosellana (orange wheat blossom midge), 1899 nucleotides. It is a transcript of the gene TMS1, whose product is annotated as probable serine incorporator. The transcript is spliced from 6 exons. The record is from RefSeq and is a predicted model, not a curated record. NCBI's taxonomy places the organism in Eukaryota, Metazoa, Arthropoda, Insecta, Diptera, Cecidomyiidae. Bases 233 to 1576 code for a protein of 447 amino acids. Gene Ontology annotation, cellular component: membrane.